This is a messenger RNA of Myotis davidii, 5543 nucleotides long. It is a transcript of the gene CUNH10orf71, whose product is annotated as chromosome unknown open reading frame, human C10orf71. Gene Ontology annotation, cellular component: Z disc. The record is from RefSeq and is a predicted model, not a curated record. Gene Ontology annotation, biological process: positive regulation of calcineurin-NFAT signaling cascade. Lineage: Eukaryota; Metazoa; Chordata; Mammalia; Chiroptera; Vespertilionidae.
GCAGUGAGGACAGCAAACAUAAGCAUGAGAAGAAGUUUUAAAACUACGGAUCCCAAAACCCAGCAAGGCAGCACCGGCAGUCCUCACUGCCGUGACAGAGAAAGCAGUUGCAUCUGACCAACGGGAAGCUAAUUUUGUGGGACGAGGGAUACCCCUGGCCCUUCCAGAACCAUCGCCCAGAGGAGCCCACUGACUGGCCAGGGACAGGCUUCCCAGCCGGCGACAAUGCAGGGGAACAAGAAGGGCACCGAUGGCUUCAGCGACACCUCGAGCAUCGGCAGCGUGCUGGAUGACGCCGACAGGGAGGUGAGCAGCCUCACAGACCGGGCCUUCCGGAGCUUGUGUGUCUCAGAAGACACGUCCUUCAGCGACUCUGACCUGGCCCUGUCCCCAGACGCCACCCGCCAGGUGUUUGGGAACUUCCACCCGGGAACGGUGAGCCACACCCGCAGGAAGAGUGGCAUUUGGAGCCAGUUGCCGUCUCAAGGCACGGAGCAUGCCGGCUGGGCAGCCACGUUCCAACAGCUCCCCAAAUACGUUCAGGGAGAGGAAGAGUACCCCAAAAGCAGCCCCCCACUCACACAGGCCCAGAGGAGACUGGAGGUGCCCAUUUCUGGCCUGAGGAGCAGCAGCAAGCCAAUUUCCAAAGUGUCCUCACUGAUUAAAUCUUUCGACAGGCCUGAGAGCCAGCAAUGCGAGGGCAGGCCUCCAACCAGCAAGCCUCCAACUAUCAAAACCACUCCCAAAUUCGCUCCUCUUCCAGAAAGUGGGGUCAACUUCUGCUUUGAUUCUGCCUUUCUGACGGUCAGGAGGGUGCCCGCGGAAGUCUCUGGCACGCAGCCCGGCAGGAAGCACGCGGAGCAGGAGGCCCCCAGGAGCCCUGAAGCGGCCUGUCAGGGCUCCAGCAGCCUCCUCCCAGCACCCGAAAGCGGGGCCAACUCAUCGGAGCCCACAUUCUCCUCCCCGCCCCAUAGACCGGCCCUGGGGGAGCCGGGGAGGAGCCAGGAGUGGGCUCGCAAAGGCACCUUCCUUCACAGCGAAAACAGUGCUUUUGAGUCGUGGAGCAGCCGCCAGCCACGGCUGCUGGAGCAGAGGGAACCUGCUGAGGCCGCCCCCGAAAACAAGCCCCCCAAACAUUAUGAGGACCCGCCCUUGUUAAGAGAGUCCCAAGCCCCUGAGAGCAAAGUCUCCCCCUGCCCACCCCGGGCCAGCUGUGGGCGAGAAGAGAACAGGCCGACCGCGGGCACUCUCUCCACAUCUGGACCCUGGAGGUGUAGGGACCCGGGAGCUCAGGUGUUCCCCACGGAGGAAAAGGCUCCCAGCUCACAGCCGGGCCUCCAGGCGAAGGCCACCCAACCCCCGUGGCGGAAACCAAAGCCUCGAAAAGGCUGCAACGACAGCGUGCAGGAUGCUUCGGGAGAGAGGCAGGCCGGCCGGCCGGGCCCAGCCCUGUACACAAAGCACCACCCCCAGGAGCAGUUUCCAGAAAACGAUGCUCUUGACAAUGUGGAUCCCGGUGACUGCUACAACCCUCCUUUCAACAUCAGCAAGCUGCUGACCCCCAUCAUACCCACCAAGCACGUCCUGGAUCCGUCCCACAGCCCACCCACGGAGGGCACCCCCCCACCCCCAGGGCAGCUAAACGGGUACCAAGAGGAGCCCAGUGAGUCCCGGGACAGCUACAAAGCCAGAGCCCCCAGCCUGCUGUUCAACCUCAAGGACGUGCGCAAGUGCGUUAAGAGCACAUACAGCCCCUCACCUCUCGUAAAAGGGCCCGAGGAGAAAAGCAGAAGCAAGCAGGAGCCCCUGAGCAAUGGCGUGGUCCUUCCCAAUGGGCUGGAGGAGAGCCCCCCACAGGAGCUUCGUAAGGAGAGACCAGCGGACACUCCUUCUCUGUCGCACGUCAGUGCCCAGAGCGGCCCUACGGCUGAUCCUGGUGAAACCUCCACGGACAACUACCUGACGCCUGGCUCACCUCCAGCCGCUGCCACAGCCCCCUUCUGUGUCAAUGGGGAGGCUGCCGACCAGAGCGGCUAUGAGGACGCCACCCACGGAGAGUCCGGUGUAGACGCCGCCAGGCACAGCUGGUCUCCGGAUGCCCGGGAGCGCUGCCCCAGGAAGCACCUGGCCCUGAAGCUCUGCAGCAGCGGGGAGCCCGAGGCGGGGCGGGCGGCGCAGCAUCUGCGGGCCCCCAGCCUGGAGAGCCGGUUCUCCAGAUCCAUGUCUCAAGAGACAGAACCCGAGAGAGAGGCGGGACUUCGGGAUCCGAACCUCAACCAGGAAGUCUCCCCGGGGCCCCUUUCUCCCGAGGAGGAAGAUGUGUUUUACAGCGACAGCCAGUCUGACUCCGUGCCAGGCCUCAAGGGCAAGGCCAAGUUCAGCACCAGCUCUUCGGAUCAGUCGUUCGCCUCGUUCGAGGAUCAGCAGAAGGCGAGUUCCACGGAGAGCCCACAGGAUGAGCCCCAGCACCGCGCCCCUGGUGACGGGUCCACGUGCGCGGAGGAGCAGAGCGGGAGGGGACCGUGGCGAGCCGCAGGGGAAGGUGUGAGUGGAGAGAGGCCCAGGAAGGCGUCGAGGGAGGAGGCUGACUUCAGAGGCGCUUGGAUUGGGGGGAGUCAGGACACAGCCCCUUCACCAUCGUCCACGUCCAACAGGCACAGGCUGUUCGCAAUCAAAGACAACACCCUGCGGGCCGCCCCCGUGAUAAGGCCCAUCAUGCUGCCCCUGCUGCGGGCCUUGUCCUCCGACGACCACAAGGAGGAGGAGGUGCCGAGGCCGGGCUGGGGCGAGGACGCCGGCCUUUGGGCCCCCAAGAGCCAGGAAAUGCCCAGCACCCCAACACCCACUGGCAUGAGGGGGCCCCCCUUAAAGCAUGUGGCCCACAAAGGAAUGGAGGACCAGGGCUGGGCGUCCGGUGUGGCCAGGAGGGAGGCCCAGGGGAAUAUCUCGUCUGUCCCUCUCGCAGGAGAGGGCGAGGGGCUGAAGCCCACCCCGGACGCCGUGUGGAAGGUUGUGGCGAAUGAGGACAGGAGCUAUUCCACAGACCAGGGGGGGCCGGAGGCUCCAAGGGGCAUCCCCACAAUUGCUUUGCCCGAAAGUGACUUACAAGGCCAGCCACCCCCACAGCAACUCAGAACCUCCUGGGAGGAGCAGACCCAAGAUUUCAAAAGUCACUUUUUGUCUACACCCCGAGCAGGGCCCCCAGGCAGGAGACUGGCUGCUGGCGAGCCCGUGGCUUCCCCCAACAGCAGCUCGCUGGAAGGCAGCAGCGCACACUCCCCCGCGGCCAGCAGCCUGUGGGAGGAUGCUUCUCAGGGCCCCUGUGAGCUGGGCCUGGUGCCAGGGGAGCCUUCCGGCCCCAGCCCCUGGGCCACCCCCAGCCCCGCCAGGGUGGCCCGGAGGGAGGACCUGACGCACGCCUGCGUGUGGGAGGCCAGCGCCGACCCCCAGCUGGAGCCGUCGGCGGAAGACCUCAGGACACUCUCUCCAGGAGGCUCGUUGCUGGACGUGGCCUCCGGCUCGGCCGUGCUCCCUGAGAAAGCACAGCCUUCUGCUCACCUAGAAAGGGCGGCGGCCAAGCCACCGGCGGUCCCGCCCAAGACAGAGAAGGCCCUGCGGAGGGCGAAGAAGCUGGCCAGCAAGAGGAGGAAGACUGACCAGAUGCAGGACGUGCCCGGCGGCGCCCGGGAGGAAAAGCCCCCCCUGGAGGACGCGGCGCCCAGGCCCUCAUCCCCCGGAGAGAGGCUGCUGCCAAGGUGCCCCGCCGUCCGCGCCCUGCCCCCUCCCGUGCACCGCCACUCGGUGGCCACCUUCUCAGAGCCUGGCAGGAGGCUAUCAGGGGGGCCCCAGUCCCUCAGGCCCCUGCUCCCUUACCCUGCCACCCAGAAGGUCCUCCAAGACCCCCAGUCUGGGGAGUACUUCGUCUUCGAUCUGCCGCUUCAGGUGAAAAUGAAGACCUUCUAUGACCCAGAGACAGGCAAAUAUGUCAAGGUCCCCAUCCCAUCCUCUGAGGAGGGCUCCCCGGAGCCACUCCCACCGGAUGUGUUUGCUGCCCCCUACGUUCUGUACCCUGGCAUCCGGCCCCUGUCUGCCAUGGCUUUGAUGCCACUGCGCUGCUCCUCUCAGCUCUCUGCCCCCACCUUCCUCGAGGGCCCUGGCGCCUCAGAGGCAGCCCGCCCUGCGCCCCCCACCACCUAUAGCGCUGACCUACAGCCAGCCUCCCGGCCUCCUGGUGACCUCGCCCAGCACAGUACAGGUCCGGGCUCCAGGGCGCUCCCAGGGACCCCAGGAGAGGGUGCAGUAGACGCUCCAAGCCUAGGUAUCAUCUCCAUCAAUGAUUUAGAGGACUUUGCCACAGAAGGCAUUUCCUGAGAAUUACAGCAGACAACACCCUCUGCCCCCCAUAAACCCCGAAGAGUUUAUUUCCCUCCCCCAGACACCCCCCACACACACACACACACACAUACUCCCUCACUCACCACGUGCCUAGCCACUUGAGGUCCUUAAGGUCUCAGAGGAAACAGGAUUCUGAAAACACCCACCUCCCAGCUCCCUGGGAGGCCGCUGCUGGCCUGACCUGGCCCCUCUGAGCCCCUUUUUGGACCCCAGACCCGCUCCCCUUCUUUCCUCUUCCUUCCUUCCUCCGGGUCCUUCUCCCCUGGCCCUGCCACUCAGGGACCCACCCUGCCCCUCAGGGCUGUUCUCUCUGCACCAGAUCCCCCCCCCCUUCUCAAGGGCAGGCCAAGGCCACCCCCAGGUCAGCUAGCUCAGCUGGGGUGGAAAUGGCUGAGGGCCCCUGAGGCAGCCUUGCAGAAAUGUUCAUUUGCAUAGAAUGAGUUUUCAUAACCGAGGAAGCUUUCCUCUGAACGCUAUUUUCUGAUAAAGAAAAGGCUACCUUUCACACCAUGGAGCACGUCUGUGGUGUGGUCUAUCUGGAACUCCUGUCUCUUCUGGGGGUCUGAGGGGUCUCAGCUAGUGAGUAGGAAAGGGCCACCUGCCCUCCAGGCCUCCCAUUGCCGCCUGUGGGCCCGCAGGGUCUUCCCUGGGACAGAGCAGCAGCCCAGGGCGCCCUGCCAGCCCGUGUCCGAGCUUCCUGGGCCAGGACUCCACUAGUGUGGGUGGCAAAGACAAGAACCCAAGACCACCAUUGUGGGUGGCCUGGCACCUGAGUCAGGUCCUGACUGUCUGGUGCUGAGCUCUGUGCGCUAAAGGGGAUGGUCUCUGGGGCCUGGAGGGGAGCAGCUGAAUGCACUCAGGGGAGCAGAGCCCCAACCACCUCUCAGCUUGGAGAGCAGGCAGUCUUCGAGGAGAUGCCCAGGGGCACCUCUCUCUCUGGGAGGGGCCAGGCCAGUCCUCACGGCCCCUGCUGGGGGCUCCCACUGAAGCCCUUCAUUCCUGUGAUGUGGGAAAGACGGACAAAGGCGCCUCCCUCCUAGAUGGCAGCUGUGGAGGCACCACACAGUGCGUGUCCUUGGGUUUGCUUGGGGGAUGGGGGUUUGCUUGGGGCAGUGGUUAACCACUGCUCACGAGCCACAUGCGGCUCU